AUGUCCGAACAGCAGUACACUCUUCCCGACCUCCUUCAAAAUUGGCCAUGGAACCGUCAUCUCAGCCCUUAUUACGAAGAGGCGAAGAGGGAGUCGAGUGCAUGGGUCGAAUCAUUCAAGCCAUUUGAUCAGGAUGGGCAGAGGGCCUUCGACGCUUAUCUCCUCGCCAGCCUGACCUAUUCACAUGGGAGCAGGGAAUUUGUGCGUCUCGGAUGCGAUCUCAUGAACUUCUACUUCGUCUACGAUGAAUACACCGACGUUUCCGACUCCGCGGUGGCGGACAGGCUGGCCAACAUUGUGAUCGAUGCCAUGAGAAACCCCGAAAAUUCAUCUCAAAGUGGAGAUCACCUCCUAGGGAAGAUGACUAAACAUUUCUGGACUCGAGCGCUAGCGAUGGCACCGGCAGGAUCACCCUGUUUCGAGCAUUUCAUCACCACAUCGGAGACAUACCUACGCGCAGUAACCCAAGAAGCGGAAGACAGAGCGAACAAGCGCGUGCGUAAGGUGGACGACUACCUCCGACUUCGCCGGGAUACGUGUGGCGCACGUCCGACGCUCGCACUGAUCGAGUUUGGGCUCAAUUUGCCUAAUGAGGUAGUUCGCCAUCCUUCUUUGGUAGCCCUUACGGAAGCGGCUGUGGAUUUGAUCAUCCUCGUUAACGAUAUGCACUCGUACGUGCGGGAAUUGUCUUGUGGACACGAAAACCACAACCUCAUCACUGCUAUUAUGCUUGAGCAUCGUCUCAAUCGGCAAGACGCCUUCCAUUGGCUGGGAUCACACUGCAGCAGGGUUGUGGAUCAAUUUCUCUCUGACUUGGACGAGCUACCGUCCUGGGGAGAGCCUACCGAUUCUGGAGUGAGGGAUUACAUCAACGGCCUGGGACAAUGGGUUCGUGGAAACGACGAUUGGAGUACCGAGAGCAAAAGAUAUUACGGAGAAGAUGGGGAAACAAUACGACAGGAGCGCUUGGUCACAACUCGCUCCGGGGAGUCGAAUUACAUCAAAUUCGGGCAAGUUGGCGUACAAGACUCGGUGCGCAUCCAACCAAUCGAAGCCAACUGA
Cyclocybe aegerita is the source of this 1062-nucleotide messenger RNA. Lineage: Eukaryota; Fungi; Basidiomycota; Agaricomycetes; Agaricales; Hemipholiotaceae. The record is from the annotation of a GenBank genome assembly.